UACGAAUUGUACUGCUUUCAUUUAGUACGCGUUUUGUCAUUAAUUCCUAUGACCGCCAGAUUUUUUAAUCGUUUAUUAAUUCCUUUCGUCUCGAAUGAAAAGAAGCUUGUGUAUGCUGAUACCGAAAUUGACAGGCGUGGUGGCAGCACAGUCGUCUUGCUGCCCUUUCUGAACGUGGUUAUUGUGAAUUUUGAUAAGGUGCAGUUCAGAUUGCUUUUGUGACAGUUGAAGAAGUGUAGGCCAUAUUAAUCAAAUACCUGAUUUGUGGAAGAUUGACGAUAAACGGACAAAAUGGAAGAAGGGUUGGCAGACCCGCUCAGUUUAGCAAAAGAUGCUACUUUGAUUAAAGAUGCUCAAUCAGAAUAUGGAAAGCUAGAUGUUCUUAUAUGUGGCACAUGUCACACAGUUUUUCAUUUCAUUGAGGAAUAUAAUACCCAUAAGAGUAACAAAUGCCAAGGGUCUACAGUUUCUAUACAAUGUGAGAAUGAUGAUAAAGCCCUAACUUGGGCGUUUUGCUUAUGGAAAAGUAGCGAGAAAGAUAAAAGUAUAGGAAUGUGGCAAAUGUAUCAGAAAUGGUGUAAAUUACCUCAAGAUGAAAAAGAUAUGUGGAUUGCCGGAGGUCAAACUAUACUCAGUUUGAACAAGAUACGUGUAGCUAAAAUGCAAGAAGUAAAAUUCAAAGUGAAAAGAGAAGAAGAGAAGGAUCCGUUAGAUUUAACAGAAAAUGAACUGAAUCAUCAUGAAAAAGAAACAAAAAACUCUACGCACAAACAAGCACCAACUAAAUCGCCAAAGUUGAGCGAUCCACCAGGUGUUGAGAAUGACGUACCGAAGGAAGAACUCAAUGAAUAUGUUGUUGAAUCCAUAGUAGGAAAGAGGUUUAAUGCGAAGAAGAAAACCUGGGAAUACAAAGUUAAAUGGGAAAAUUGGGAUGAGUCACAAUGUUCUUGGGAACCGAUGGAGCAUUUGUCGGGAUGUAAGGCACUCAUAAAUGUUUUCGAGGAAAAAUUGAAGAUGGAGAAAGAAAGGAAGAAACUGGCCGAAGAAGCAGUCAAGCUGUCAAAGGUAAAGACUGAAGUCAAAACCGAUGACGAAUCUGUAGAUUACGGAAUGGGAAGGCGUCCUCAGAGAAGUAGCAAGAAGAAAGCGUUGCAUCAAGUCAAAAGAUGGUUGGGCGAAGGCGGUUCAGACAACGAGGACUCGAAAGAGAGCAGGAAGAGAAUACAUUUAGACGAAGACAGCGACGACAUGUCAUUCGAAAAAAGGAUGAAACUGGAGGAAGAUUCAGACGAUAGUAUAGACGACGACGACGAGGAAAGGCCGAAAAAGACGUCACUAAUAAAACACAACAGUUCCAACGGUUUAGCCGGGAAGAAACUACCCAACAACGUUCUGAUACCGGACGCUCAAGGUGUCGUUCGGAUCAACCAGAAGCAACUGCCUUCCCUGAGUUCCGGUGUAUAUAUCAUGUCGAAAACGGCAGGAAUAAUCAAGCUCGAUUCCAAGACUUCCAAAAUAGCGGCAAGCGGCGGACAGGCGGUGGUCAAGGUCGCGCCCAGGAUCGGACAGACCCACAUAAGGAUAGUCAAGAAGGACGGCGCAACCGCCAACAGGGUUAUCCAUAUGACUCAGAAAUCCAAGCCUGGCGCCGCCGCGGCCGCCUCCCAGAGGUCGUUGGUAUCGCACAAGGUGACUAAGCUGGUGCGGAAUCCGACGGCGAAGGUGAAAUUGGAACCGAAACUGGACGAGAGGAAGAAAUCCAACUCGAUGUCCGAGAUGGACGAGGUGAAAGAGUCCGCGCCCGACGACGACUCGGACUGCGGACUACCGGAGUUGGAAUUCCCCGCCGAGAUCAUACCGCCGGAACCGGAAGAGCCGCCGGGAGAGUUCACCCUCGAUCCGACGACCGGGAAGAUAGCCGGCGUCGAAUAUCCCGAGAACGAGCCCGAACCCGAAAUAGCGACCACGGAAGAUAACAAGGAGAAUUCGGAAAACACCCUGGAUAACAUCGUUAAAUUGGCUGCCGCCGAUAUUACCGAGGCCGAUCUGAAACCCGAUUUGAGCGAGGGAAUGCCGGGCGACGCCACCUCCGACGUACUCGGUACACAGCCGACUUUGAUCGGUAUCGAGGAGAAAAAACCCGAAACGCACAGAAUGGAACAACAGAUGAAGGUGAGGAGAGAACCGAAUCCGAUGGCUAAGAUACAACAGAAAUUCGUCAUUUCCCCCAACAUCAGGAGCUCGACAAUCUUGGAGAGGAGCUUACAAUCACCCAGAUCCAUCGUCAAAUCCCCGCAAGGCUACACGAGACAGGUUUACACGAAAUCCCCCCAGAGGAUCAUACAUUCGGCGAUGACGCCGAAACUGACGUCGCCUUUGGUCAGAUCCUCGUCCGCCAUGAGGAACUCUUACAGCACCAAACCGAAAUCCGUGUACCCCAAACAACAGCGGGUGUACAUGUCGUCCCCCGGCGCCAAAAUGAACGAAGGUCUGAUCAAACAGACUUACCACCACCAGAAGACCAACGUGAACAAGAGGGUCGGUAACAUCGGCGGUACGACGAUCUACAAGAGACCCGUGCCGCAGAACAAGAUGGCCUCGUCGUCGCCGAAAGUCUAUCAGAGGACGAGCGUGGUCAGGAAGCCGGCGCCGAUGGUCAGGACGGUGGUGCAGAAGACGCCCAAACCUGUUAUAAAUAUGCCGUCCUUGAUGGACGACGACCUGCCGGUGCAACCCGUCGCCGAGAACUUGCAGAUGAUGCAGAAAGUCGAGAUGCCGCAACAAGAGACCCAAGAGGCGACGAUGGCCGUCGCUUCCGCCGCCGCCGCCAACCCGGAGGCGGACAUCUCGUCUUUCGCCGCCUUGGGCGACGGCGAAGCGCCCAUAUUCAUCACCGGUGACGACGGCACAGUGUACCAGGUGGCGGGUCAGAACGAACAGGGCCAAACCAUCUUGAUCACUCAGGGUCCGGACGGGCAGCAGCAAUGCCUGUUGGUCACCAGCGAAAGUACGGGCCAGGAGGAGAAUCAGGAGGCUCAAGAAGAGGGCGCCGCCGCGCAGGUGGCCACGAUGAUGGAGGGCGCCGAGAUGCCGAUGCAGCAGACUGAAGGUCUGGAGGGUAACCUAGGAGAGGCUCAGACGAAUACUCAGGAACCGCUCACGAUCAAGACCGAACCAGACACGCAACCGGAGGUUGUAGCACAAUUCGUUAAGGCUGUACCACCUAGUCCAGGCGGCACUCCGAAAGUUAUGGUGAUGUUACCCGACGGAAAUCUUGUAGUAACGCCGGUUACCGCUGAAGAAUAUGCGAGUUGGCAGGAAUUGGAGAAGUAACGGCCAUCAUCUUUUUUAUGUACUGUUAUUAUGAUGUAAGAUAUUAAGAAUUCGUGAGUGAUGCCAGGAGCAACCUAUUAAUGGAUUGAAUAGUUUAUUUAUUACGAAAAUCUGUUUCCCAACUUUGGUUAUAUCUUUGGAGCAGUAUAUAAGCGUGCAUUUAUAUGAGACAUAGAAAUGCAAUAUUUUUCAAAAAAAAAGUGUAUAUAUUAUAUGUAAGAGAUCAUGUUAUAAGUUCUUCUUGAUUCAAUCAUCUACUUUAUUUAUAAUAUGUAAAUUAUUUAGCUCAUUUCAGUUAUUGAGGUAAGCUGAAUAUUGUAUGAAAAUGAAUAAAUAAAGUAAGUUGAAUUUUUA
Messenger RNA from Coccinella septempunctata (seven-spotted ladybird), 3687 nucleotides. RefSeq lists its product as uncharacterized. Gene Ontology annotation, biological process: chromatin organization; negative regulation of transcription by RNA polymerase II. The record is from RefSeq and is a predicted model, not a curated record. Lineage: Eukaryota; Metazoa; Arthropoda; Insecta; Coleoptera; Coccinellidae. Gene Ontology annotation, molecular function: chromatin binding. Bases 292 to 3333 code for a protein of 1013 amino acids. Gene Ontology annotation, cellular component: pericentric heterochromatin. The transcript has 9 exons.